AUGGAAGAAAAUAUUUCUUUUAUUAGUGACUCAAAUAUUACUUUUAUAAGUGAAGAUGAAUAUUACAUGGAAUUUGAUUAUACUACUGAAGUUAUAUCAAAUGGAACUUAUUAUAAUUUAGAACUUCAAAAAAUUGCAAAUUAUAUUAUUGCAUGUAGUAGUUAUGCUUAUGUUUUUUUUGCUGCAAUAGGUCUAAUUUUAAAUGCUUAUGUUAUAACAAGAUUGAUACAAUUUGCUUUAUCAGAUUAUGAUCGUUUUAAAAGAGGAUGUGGGUUUCCUUUAGCAGUUAUGUCACUGUCAGAUUUAAUAUCAAUUCUUGGAAUUAUCGGUAAUGUUUCAGCAUCAUUAAUGGCAAAAUUUGAAUGGAUUCAAACACCAACUCAUAGUAUUUCUUGCAAGAUAAUUAUGUAUGUUCUUCAUACAAUGACUUCAUUUAGUACUUGGUGUUGGUUAUUUGUUUCCGCAAUACGGUAUAUGGCAGUUUAUCAUCCAUUAUGGCAAUCUACUAGAUGGGCAUUAGGUGAUUUAGCAUUAUAUGGAAUUUUAGCCAUAUCAAUGUCAUUAAAUUUUUGGUUACUUAUUGUUGUUAAUUCAAGUUAUUUUAUGUGUGCAGAAAUUCCACUUUCUAAAAAUGUUGAUUUUAAUAGAAUAUUUCAUAUUAUUGAAUUUUUAUGGAGUUAUGUUUUACCAGCAGCUUUAACACUUUUUAUGGAUAUUCGAGUAAUAUUUACAAAACCACCUGGGUUUAUUGAACAAUUUCAAUAUGAUAAAAAAAAAUGUAAAAAAACAACUUUUUUACGUCUAUCAAGUCGCAAAUCACUAGAAUCUCCAAAAUUUUUAGGUGAUGUUGUAAGAAAGAAUCAGGCUAAUAAAAGAACAACAAUGAAAAAAGCACGUUGUAAUGUUUGGAGAUUUUUACUUAUUGUUACAAUUAAUCAAUUGUUAAAUGCUCCUGAUAAUGUUUUUAAAAUGAUGGCUAUAAUAGGAGGAACAGGAUAUACAGGAGAUAAUCGUUCUUUAAUAAUUCAUACAAUAGCAUUAAUUGGAAGAUUAAUGUAUUUUUCACAAUUUUGUUUUAAUGCAGCAAUUUUAUCAAUUAUUGUUUAUAAUCAUACAACUAGACCAAGAAAAAUGCUAACAUAUGCUGAACAGUUUAAAAAAAGUACACUUAAUGGAUGUGAGAAAAUAAGUCAUGAAUAUUAUAAUUUAUCACAUGAAAAAGUAGAGUCUCAAUCUGGUAUAGGUAUGGGAAGUUCUUUAUUUAAUGAUGAAAAACUAUCAAAUAGAAGAGGUUCAUUAAAGAAAGUUAAAAGGACUUCUUCAUGUGCAUUUAAAUUAACAGAUCUCAAUAAAUUUCAUAUUAAAAAUGAAGUUAACUAUAAUGAUGAUAAUAAAAACUAUUUGAAAGUAACUGAAAGUGCUGAAAUUACUUUAAAUAGCUAA
This is a messenger RNA of Strongyloides ratti, 1443 nucleotides long. RefSeq names its product GPCR, rhodopsin-like, 7TM domain-containing protein. Gene Ontology annotation, cellular component: membrane. The coding region runs from base 1 to 1443 and encodes 480 amino acids. The record is from RefSeq and is a predicted model, not a curated record. Lineage: Eukaryota; Metazoa; Nematoda; Chromadorea; Rhabditida; Strongyloididae. The transcript has 6 exons.